This is a messenger RNA of Gamsiella multidivaricata, 890 nucleotides long. Its product is annotated as mitochondrial carrier domain-containing protein. The coding region runs from base 117 to 890 and encodes 257 amino acids. Gene Ontology annotation, biological process: succinate transport; fumarate transport. The record is from RefSeq and is a predicted model, not a curated record. The transcript is spliced from 2 exons. Lineage: Eukaryota; Fungi; Mortierellomycota; Mortierellomycetes; Mortierellales; Mortierellaceae.
UAUCAACUAUCGGAUACUCAAUACAUACUAACGGCGAUCUUUCUUUUGUUGUUGAUCUUCGCUUUCUGAAAACGAACGAACAUUAGGGCGCAAACUUGUCGUUUAUCGGGGUCGGAAUGAAGAUUGUGCGGAAAGAAUCUCCACUGGCGCUUUACAAGGGUCUAGGAGCGGUGACGGCGGGCAUUGUCCCGAAGAUGGCGAUCCGAUUCACGACCUUCCAGUUCUAUAAGGACUGGAUGGUCUCCAAGGACGGCACGCCCUGGAAGCUCAACAACCUCUGGGCUGGGUUGCUGGCAGGAGUAACGGAGGCGGUACUAGUGGUGACACCGAUGGACGUGGUCAAGAUCCGUCUUCAGGCUCAACGCCACUCCAUGGCCGACCCGCUCGACAUCCCCAAGUACCGCAACGCAGCCCAUUGUGCCUACACUGUCGUUCGCGAAGAAGGUUUCGCGGCCAUCUACCGAGGUGUCGGUCUCACAUCCCUCCGUCAGGCCUCGAACCAGGCGGCGAAUUUCCCGACCUACCAUUUCCUGAAGGGCUACCUUCAACGGCUCCAAAACAUCCAGGACCUACCCGGUUACCAAUCUGCGAUCAUUGGAUGUAUCUCGGGCGCGAUGGGACCGUUGGUGAACAAUCCGAUUGAUAUUGUGAAGACUCGAAUCCAGAAGACGCCGAAUCCGGAGGGGUUGGGUGGGUGGGAGAGGUUUAUGGAUGUGAACAAGGGAAUUUUGAAGAAUGAGGGCUGGAGAGCUUUUUAUAAGGGUGUCACACCUCGAGUGCUGAGGGUCGCACCAGGGCAGGCGGUGACAUUUGCAGUGUAUGAGCGGGUGUCGAGGUGGUUGGAUAAGAACUCGGAUACGUUCAAGCUCUCGGCGGCUAAUGUUAAGUAA